UCUGUUCCAUAUUAUAUCUAAAUUUAUUAAUAUUCAUAUGAAUAUGAGCAAUGUAAAAAAAAGUAUGAUAAUAUGAAACGGAAGGAGUAUAAGGAAUUAGAUCGCGCGAGCGACGCGGACACACUCAUGCCGCUCCCGCUUGCCCACUGACGCGAAGCGUGCUCGAGUGCUCGACCAGCCUUCGUCUCCGCUCGCCUCGCCGUCGCCGUACGUCGCCCUCCGCGACAGCCUGUGCUCCCGUGGCUCCACCCGCUCGCCUCCUCCUACAAAUCCUCCAUCCCGCCUCACCUCACCUCACCUCACCUCUCACUCACUCACACGCGAUAAAAGAGUUUGCAACAAGUGGUCUCCUUCCAUGGACAGGUACAGGGUCGCGCCGCGACCUGUCUACCUCUCCGCCGCCGCCGCCGCCGGCGGUGAUCACGGCGAUGGGCCCCGCCGCCUGCCACGCGGUGUCGCCGGCGGCGGUGGCGCCGAGCUCGACAUCUUCUCCGCCGAGCGCUACUUCAACGCAGACGACGUCGUCAAGAAGGAGGAGUACCGCGACGAGGAGCAGCCGCGGCAGGAGGUGGCCGUGGAUGCGGCCAGCCAGAGCGGACGCACCGUGGCGUGCUCAUCGGAGGCGAGCUGGACCAGCCGCUCCGGGCUGCUCUCCGGCCACGCCCAGUCCGCCGCGUCGGCGGGUGCUGCUGCUAAGCUCCAGAUGGGUGGUGCCAAUGGCGGCGGCGGCGCCGCCGCCGCCGCCGCAAGCGCUCACCGCGGCAAGAAGCCCGGCUCCGGCCAGCGGUGGGGGCUGUUCUCUCGUGACUGCCCCUGCGCCGGCAGGAAGGCGGUCACCGUCGACGUCGCCUCCGAGCCGAGGAGCCCGGCGACGCCGAGAACCCACGCGAGGUUUGAAAACAGCCAUGUCGUCGCCGACAGCACGAUCUUUAAAGCGAAUGCGCCGCCGCCGCCACCGCCAUGCGAGGAGGAGCCCGUCAAGAUGAAGAUAUCUCCGGGGAGCAGCACGUUUCCUCCUCCCCUCGCGAACAGUAUCUUCGCGGCGGCGCCGAACAGGGGCGGCGGCGGCGGUGGCGCGGCGCCGUUCGCCGCUUUCCCGGCGCCGGACAUUGUUGGCCGCCGCGUCGUGAGCUCCGGCGGCUUCACGUUCCCGGUGGCCGUCGGCGCGGCGAAGGUGGUGAGCACCGUUGGCGACGAGCCGCCGCGCGAGUCGCUCGAGGUGUUCCGGCCCAUAGACGAGGAGUCGGUGCUCGCCGACCCACCGGCCGAUCACCUGGCGACGGUGGGCGGCCGCGGAGGAGGAGGAGGAGGCCUCGCCGCAGGCUUCGCGCGCGCCCCAGGGGUGGCGGCGGUGGCGACCGACGAGGAGGCAAUGAGCGACGCGAGCUCGGACCUGUUCGACCUCGAGAGCUUCGCGGCGUCGUCGUCGUUCCCGACCACGUGCCGCGGGCGCAGCAGCCGGCGCAACUCGCGGGAGGACGACGACGACGACGAAGACCUUCCGUACGGCGCCGCGGCCGCGGCCGCCGCCGCCGUCGAGCCGGCGCUGAGCGAGUGCAUGUACGCGCCGAGCGAGGUGAGCGUGGUGUGGAGCGUGGCCACGGCGGAGGGCGGCGCGUUCGACGCGGCCAGCGUCGCCAACUUCUCCAGCGCGGCGUCCGCCUGCUGCGUCGAGGAGUUCAGCUUCGUCCCGCCGCCUGACUCCGCCGCCACCGCUGGCGGCGGCGGCCACGAGGGCUUCACCGCCGCCAUGUCGCGCAGCGCCGCCCGCAAGAAAGGCGGCGGGUUCUUGAGCAGCUGCCGGUGCGAGAAGGCUGUGAGCGUCGGGCCAACUCCCGUCCGGAUGGUCCGGCCGGAGGUGAACGUCAAGACCACCGGCGGCGGCGCGGCACGGUAUCACCCCGGCCGCGUCCGCAUGCCGGUCCGGACGUGAACUCGCCGCCGGUGAGCACCGGCGACGUACAUACGUUCAACGAGCGGGAGAACGCGAAGGCGUGCGCUAUGGUUUAAUUAGUUUUGAUGUGUAAAUUUGUGAGUGAGAAAUGUGUUGGUGUAAGGAAUGCACAUUUGUGUUGUAAUAAACCAAGACUUUUAAUUUCUCUAUACAGAUUUCGUACGUACAUAUCCCUUCA
Molecule: messenger RNA, 2132 nt
Organism: Oryza sativa Japonica Group (Japanese rice)
Lineage: Eukaryota; Viridiplantae; Streptophyta; Magnoliopsida; Poales; Poaceae
Product: protein PHYTOCHROME KINASE SUBSTRATE 4
Biological process (GO): phototropism
Source: RefSeq, a predicted model, not a curated record